Messenger RNA from Botrytis porri, 925 nucleotides. RefSeq lists its product as uncharacterized. NCBI's taxonomy places the organism in Eukaryota, Fungi, Ascomycota, Leotiomycetes, Helotiales, Sclerotiniaceae. The record is from RefSeq and is a predicted model, not a curated record. Bases 599 to 925 code for a protein of 108 amino acids. The transcript has 2 exons.
UUUCACACUUUGAAUCCCAUCAUCGGCGAGCUGAAGAUAUACUUCUAAUUGUAUAGUACUAGUGAGCCGUAUGUACACCCCGCCAAAUACUUUCAUUGAUCUCAAAAGCCAAGAGCCAAGAGCUAAAAUGCGGAGGGAACCAAGAUCAAACAGCGUCCUUCUCCACAACAAUCCCAACAGACUUAUAAUGUUCUCCUUCUUCGACUACGAGGUUUCAAACGAAAUCGUCGUGGGUUUGGUCAAGCGUUACCUAGUAGACAUAUCUUCUCAAUAUCUUUCCUUUGUUCGACAAUCAGGUUCUUGAUUCCCCAAGCAGGGUUUGACUCUUUCCGUCCUUGCAAACCAUGGUUUUGACCGACGUCAUAUUGUAGACGGGCCUGGCCAUCUGCAAGACAACGGGAGAUUGACACUAGAUUUUUUGUUUGGUAAAAAUUAAUAUAAUUGUUAGUUGCAUGAUAGAAUUUUUUGAUAUAAUCAAGAAAUGACUACAUUUAUCAAAUCUCAACCGACUAGUAUUUCUUCAACAUGUUUUGAUUUGAAAAUUUCUUCUGCCAUUUCAUUUCUGCCAAGUUGUUAAUCUUGUCUUAUCUCCUUCACGAUGAAUGAUCCAGGUCUUGAUGAACCCAUCUCCAACGACGCUGAUGAUGUAGAGAAUCAACAGCGCGAUGAAAGGGAUGAAACUAAGGAAGAUGAGGAAGCUUUCCUUGAGCCAAGUCGUUGGUGGUUUGCUAGUACUGCAUUUCCCCUCGUCGCCGGCACUUUUGGACCGAUGGCAUCGGCCUUCAGUAUUUGCGCAUCAGUCGUACAUUGGAGGGUCUCAAUACCACCCGGUGGAGUGGAGGAGCAUGGAAUAUAUAUCGACGAUCCGAAAUGGUACGCCCUUCGAGAAAUAUUGGGAAGAAGUCGCGUUGACACAUUGGAAUAG